GACGCUCAGCAAAGAAAUUUUCCGUCCCUGUGCAUCUGGGUGUUCAAUAAGAAGUCAACCUUUUUCAAACUUAACCUAUUCAAUUGGACUUUUUUUAAAGGAACGGGGAAACGGCUUCAAGUCGAUCCGAGACGCUUCUUCUGAAAGAUCGAUCGUGCGUGGACGCCUAGUGGCACCGACGAUUUCUCGCCAAUUAAGGGCAAUCUGUAAUUGGAUAUAAGGACAUAGACUGCGAGAACGAGGAUGAUGUGGAAGAUUUCGUUGAUCAUCACCUUGACUGUGAUCGUACUCAACACGCAACGCGUCACCAGUCGCGUGCAUGCGGAAAAUGGAUUUAGACCUGGACGGGACGCCCUAGAUAUCCACCCCAGCAGUUAUGGCACCGCUUACGUUCAGUUCACCUUCGAUCAAGAAAAGACUGUCCUAGUUUGGAUACAAACUGAAGAGUGUAUCGGGUGCAAGUUACUACCUAUUGCUUACUUAUCGAGGGAAACGGAAAAAGAAAGAACAGUUGCUUUGAUCGACACAUCGUGGGCGACUAGUAUUAAAGUAACUACAUCCACUGCGACUUAUCCAUCGAUAAAUAACACGUAUUGCGAGUUGAGGCAUCAUUUCGGACUCAUCGGAGAAUAUAAUUUGACCGUACCUGCCACCAUACACAACACGACUGCAGAAUGCAGUUUAAUGAUAUUGAAGAAACCAUUUUAUGAAAAUACAGCUGUACUGCUUGGUUAUACAGUGGCUCUCGUUUGGAUCGUUGGGGCUUUAAUAUGGUACUAUUGUAUAAAAAGGCAUUGUUUUGGGAAGAAGUCGGCUCAAUGCAAUGGGAAUGGCCAUGUGCCACAAGACCAAACCCCUCUGACGCCAGUAAAUGAUAUAAAGGAGAGCUCCACUUCACUUCGACUCAAGUCCGUUGAUACUUUCAGAGGGUUUGCCCUUUUCAAUAUAGCACAAGGGAUAGCAGGUGAUGGACACUACUGGUAUAUUUCUCAUUCUAGAUAUUAUGGUAUAACUGUGGCGGACUUCAUAUUCCCAUGGUACACCAGUCAGUAUAUUCUUCCAUCCCUUUAUAACAUCAAUGAAAACAUCAAUGGAGAGUAUAAUCACGUGACGUUUAAUGCACUUUGUUUUAGGUUUGUUUUCGUCAUGGGAACUUCAAUCCAUCUCGCGUUCAACAACCUCCUCUCCAAAGGCCGAAGUUAUCGCUCAAUCUUCAAGAAGCUGGUCGUGCGAAGCAUCACGCUUUUCAUCCUUGGGGUCUGUUUUCAGUCUCAUAAUGAUUUCCGUACUCUUCGCAUCCCUGGAGUCCUCCAACGUUUUGGUAUCUCGUAUUUCGUAGUUGCUUCUUCAUAUCUUGUUUCUCGACGUCUUCUAGCCAGAAGAAAGGAAAGAACGGGUAAAUGGUAUAUGAUGUUCCGUGACGUCACUGACUAUCUUGAGCUACCUCUGGCUGUCUGUCUCAUUACUAUUCAUCUGCUUCUGACGUUUUUAUUACCAGUUCCCGGAUGUCCACUAGGUUAUCAAGGGCCUGGUGGUCCUCUUGUUGGAGAGAACGGUGAGCUAACGAACUGUACCGGGGGAGCUGCGGGUUACAUCGACCGUAUGUUCUUCACGGAAGCCCACAUGAUAACAAAUUCGAAGAGCGCGAAGAUAUACCGAUCCACUGUACCCGUCGACCCGGAAGGGAUUCUUGGUACUUUCACCUGCAUCACGCUUUGUAUAUUCGGUUUACAGGCGGGUAAGAUUUUGCAUCUCUUUUCCAGCGCGAAAGGGCGCAUCAUCAGACUUCUCAUCUGGGGUAUGGCACUGAUUACCUGCAGCGCCGUAUUAAGUAAAUGCCACUUGGCUGAUGGAUGGAUACCUAUCAACAAAACCCUUUGGUAUGUAUUUAGAACAGAAAGGAAUAAAUUUUUCAUGCAUCGUUGAUUGUUGCCCAUUAAA
Molecule: messenger RNA, 1941 nt
Organism: Lytechinus variegatus (green sea urchin)
Lineage: Eukaryota; Metazoa; Echinodermata; Echinoidea; Temnopleuroida; Toxopneustidae
Product: heparan-alpha-glucosaminide N-acetyltransferase-like
Exons: 15
Coding region: 244-1926 (560 amino acids)
Source: RefSeq, a predicted model, not a curated record